Peronospora belbahrii is the source of this 618-nucleotide messenger RNA. NCBI's taxonomy places the organism in Eukaryota, Oomycota, Peronosporomycetes, Peronosporales, Peronosporaceae. The record is from the annotation of a GenBank genome assembly.
AUGCAAAAGGUGCUUCCUGUAGUAGCGGACGCAUGGCAAGUGACAGGGUUUGUAUGGCGGGAAGGUCGUGUUGCAAGGCAACUCAACUUUUGCAAAGCAACAAUAGUAAAGCAUUUGACACGAUUCAAACUGCUGCUUGGUAUGAUAAUGAUGGAUGCAUUGCGAGCACAGAAGCAGAAGCUGCUGGACCCAGAGGAUCAUCAACCUACACAAUCUUUACCUACUUCUACAAGUAACUACUCGUUAUGUCCACGUCUAUCGUAUCAGGAGCGUCUCAUUGGCUGUAUGACGUGUUUCAUGCUGGGCUUUGUGCUGUCCCUGGGCUCGACCUUUCGUCUGGCAAAAUUAGUGCAUGGGCCGUGGAAACAGGUGCAAACAAUGUUUCAUUCCAAACGUCGGUACUCUGCAGUCGUCUACGUCGUCUUUAUUUUCGUGACGCUCUUGCUGUGUUUCUCCCACACUCAUAUCCACCAUCGGCUUUUGCUAGUGUUUCUAUCAUUACUGGUACAAUUUCUAGCUCUUGUAUGGUACACACUGUCUUAUAUUCCCUAUGGCCGCAGUAUUGCAAUUGGCUGUUGCAAACGCUCUAUUGGACUAGCGACAGAUGACGAUGUAUGA